CCCCGCUACAUAAAACUUCCCGAAUCCUUCACCACCUCACAGUGCAUCGGAAAAAUGACAGCCAUGAACAGAACGGGAACACGAGUGGGACCAGAAGGUGAAUAUUGGCACUAUCGAGGAACGAGAGCAGGGCGGAAGAAAAAAAAGCAUCCCGCAAAGCUACCAUCAAAGAGGAGAUCAAGGUCACCUGAGGUUAAGGAGGAAUCUCAGUCCUACCGUGCCCGUCUACAGCAAUCCUUUGCCCCCCUGGCUAAACCGACAGACGAAGAACGCAUCAGAGAUGCUCCGCUCGGACUUCGCGAGCAUAUUAGCAGUAAAGGCCAAAAGGCCGUCUUCUGUUGGGUUGAGUUAACGAUUCCUUCGUUGUCGGUCGCAAAAUACCAGUUUCCUACUUGCGAUGGGAUUAUUGAAGAGAGGGAUUACCGGAUCGCCGAGGAUCCCGGCCGCAAUAUCCAAACCAUCGCAGAAUGGAAGCAGACACUGGGACGACUGGGGAACCGAAGAGACGGAGCCAAAAUCUUAGCUGGGUCUCCUAAGUUUGAGGACCUUGCUCACAAGUCCGGAUCCGCGUCAUUCAUCCCGAAACGAAUCGGUUGGAUGAAAGAGCACGAAUUCGAUACCUUUUCUCGCCAGCUUGCCCCGAUUGAAAGUGACGGACCGGGGGAGCGGAAGAAGUGGAAUCUUUUCAACGAGUAUCUGCGGCCACAAGUUUCUGAUGAUGAAGAGGACUUCAAGAAGCCCCAUAGUCUUAGUGACAUGCUGUGUGGAAAAGCGACUGCGUGUCGUAGUUUGAACCAGAGAGGGGUUGACUGA
Eremomyces bilateralis CBS 781.70 is the source of this 813-nucleotide messenger RNA. RefSeq lists its product as uncharacterized. The record is from RefSeq and is a predicted model, not a curated record. Lineage: Eukaryota; Fungi; Ascomycota; Dothideomycetes; Eremomycetales; Eremomycetaceae. Bases 55 to 813 code for a protein of 252 amino acids. The transcript has 3 exons.